Messenger RNA from Haliotis rubra (blacklip abalone), 929 nucleotides. RefSeq names its product cdc42 homolog. The record is from RefSeq and is a predicted model, not a curated record. Gene Ontology annotation, biological process: small GTPase-mediated signal transduction. NCBI's taxonomy places the organism in Eukaryota, Metazoa, Mollusca, Gastropoda, Lepetellida, Haliotidae. Gene Ontology annotation, molecular function: GTPase activity; GTP binding.
UCUGGUAUAUAUUGUGUUAUUGGCGACUCGUUCAGGACACUUGACAACAUUGACGGGGAUAGAGUCACGUUGCUUGAACAUUGACAGGAUUACAUUGAACAUAGCAGGAAAGAGUGAAAACUAAAAAUGGCGAUGCCCACCCUGAAGUGCGUUGUGAUCGGCGACGGAGCCGUGGGGAAGACCUGCAUGCUGUAUUCCUAUACGACAAAUACCUUCCCCCAGGAAUACGUGCCCACGGUGUUUGACAACUACGCCGUGACAGUGAUUAUCGGGGGCGAGCCCUACACGCUGGGUCUGUUCGACACAGCGGGACAGGAGGAUUACGACCGACUCCGCCCACUCAGUUACACGAACACAGAUGUGUUUCUACUCUGCUUCUCAGUUGUCUCCCCUUCGUCAUACGCAAACAUCAAAGAAAAGUGGAUCCCCGAUAUAAUGCACCAUUCUAGGAACACACCGUUUCUUAUCGUUGGGACAAAGGUAGAUCUCCGAGAUGACCUGGAGACCAUUAACAAACUUGCUAAGAGGAAGGAACGGCCCAUCACCGCGGAACAAGGGAAACAACUCGCAAAGAACGUGAAGGCUGCCCAAUACGUCGAGUGCUCUGCCCUUACACAGCGUGGACUGAAGAAUGUUUUUGACGAGGCCAUCCUGACAGCCUUGGACCCACCUAAACUCAAACCUUCCGGCAGAAAAUGUGUCAUUCUGUGAAUAUUCUACACAUGGAUAGGUUUUGCUGUACGGAGUUCUCAUGGAUGAAUGGUAGACGCUGAGAAACACUCGGAUCUCAUAGCACAUGGAUCAGUACUCAUGACCUUUGUGGACAGCAACAGUUGAACGGUGAAACUUAUCGUCAUACUGUUAUCUUCUUGUUAUAUAUCAAGUUCAACAACACAAGCUGUACAAGAGCAUCACGAACUUCAAUUGUC